AUGGACAGUUCUCUGGAGUUCAACGCGCUGCUCCUGCGCCUGUCCUCCGCUCUCUCCGCGGAGCAGCUGGAGUCUCUGAAGUUUCUCUGUAAGGACCACGUUGGGAAGAGAGACCUGGAGAAGUGCUCCACGGGAAUAAAGCUCUUCCAGAUUCUCACGGAGAGAGCCAAACUAGGACCCGACAACCGAGAGCUCCUGGGCCGCAUGCUGAGCGAAGUGCGGCCUGACCUGCGGGACCAGCUGCUGGGCUCCUGCCGGACUGAGGAUCCAGGAGAGCAGCGAGACGAGCUGGACGCUGCGACGGAGGUGCUGGCAGAGAACCUGGGGAAUCAGUGGCGUAAACUGGGCCGAAAGCUGGGUCUGAGCGAGGUCAAACUGAGCUCCAUCUCCAGGGCACACCCGGUGGACCUGGAGGAGACCGCCCUGGAGCUGAUCCGCCAGUGGAGGGCGCUCCGCGGGGACCAAGCCACUGUGAGGGCGCUGGUGCAGGCGCUGAGGGACUGUGAGCUGAACCGGACCGCGGACACACUGGAGGACACUCUCUCACCCAACGUUCAGGAUCACCAACUUCAAUCAGGGCUGGACUCAAACUCAAAUCUAUUCGUUUCACACGGCCUCUAA
Knipowitschia caucasica is the source of this 621-nucleotide messenger RNA. The record is from the annotation of a GenBank genome assembly. Lineage: Eukaryota; Metazoa; Chordata; Actinopteri; Gobiiformes; Gobiidae.